This is a messenger RNA of Nannochloropsis gaditana CCMP526, 1026 nucleotides long. RefSeq lists its product as uncharacterized. The record is from RefSeq and is a predicted model, not a curated record. Gene Ontology annotation, biological process: protein phosphorylation. The coding region runs from base 1 to 1026 and encodes 341 amino acids. The transcript is spliced from 4 exons. Gene Ontology annotation, molecular function: protein kinase activity; ATP binding.
AUGGCUUCUCGAUCAUUCCCAUCGAUUUCGUUUCAGCGCAUUAUGGCUUUUGUGAAAGCUAGGCCGGGUAUUGUAGCGGGCGGAGCUCUACUAGCAGCGUACUUCCUUGACCCGGACGAAAGAAGUGAAGACGAUGUGGAUGAGCUACCCUUGCCAAGCUUCCAUAAUAAAUUAUUACAAAAUCAGAACCGCUCCAAUCGUCAUAUCCUGCCGCCCUCAAACCUAAUCCACAGUGUCACAGCUGGCUGUCUUUCUGCAAAGAAGAGCCUCGACACGCACCCAACUGGAACUGAGGGGACUCUUGUGACCAAUGCGGCCCACUUCGAAAGCCUUUAUCAGCUAGGUCCCAAGUUAGGGACAGGCGCGUUUGCAGUCGUGUAUAAAUGCACGCCAAAAUCCACGUCGAGCAACGUGGCCGCAGUGAAAGUUUUUGAUUUGAGUCGGGUUCCCGCGAAGAAGCAAGCCAGGAUCAGGGCGGACAUCCAUAAGGAGUACACCAUCCUCCAAUCCCUCCAGCACGAUCGCAUCGUCCAAGUCUACGACCUGUUCGAGGCCCCCACGCAAAACAAGGUGUACGUGGUGAUGGAAUUUUGCCAAGGCGGGGAGCUCUUCGAACGCAUCGUCGCCAAGACGACCUACAACGAGAAAGAAGCCCGAGACGUGAUCCGGACGCUCCUGACCGCCCUGGCCUUCUGCCACGAGGACGCAGGGGUCGUGCACAGGGAUUUGAAGCCGGAGAAUCUCCUCCUGGAAAGCGAAACGGACGACCUGCACAUCAAAGUGGCGGACUUCGGGGCCGCCUGUCUGAUCACCGAAUCCGACUGUCUGUCUCACUACUGCGGCACGCCUUCCUACACGGCGCCUGAGAUUCUGGCUCGUCAGAAAUAUGGGCCCAAGGUGGACGUGUGGAGCGCCGGCAUCAUUGCCUACAUCCUCUUGGGAGGGUACCCUCCUUUUGCCGACAACCAGGACCAGCUCCGAAAGGUAAACGGCCAGGCCUUUCUGGCUCAACGGCUAGGAUUUUGA